GCGCAUGCGUAUAAAAGAAUAAAAAUCUGCGAAAUUUCCAGAUUUUAUCAUAAAACAGCUGUUUUCUUACCGUUAGGGGUAUACAAACAGUUAAAAUUAAUGAUCAAGUUAUCCAGAUAUAUACGUCAUAAUGGGAAAGCCAAAGAAGGGGAAGAAGGGACACCAGGAUGAUGAUUUUAGUGACAGUGAAGUGGUAGACCCAGUAGCCGCUGCUGAAGAUGAUGAAGUCCAGCAGCCUGCCAGCAAACCAGCAGCUAAGAAGGGAAAGAAGGGCAGAAAGAAGAAGGAUGAUGACUGGGAAGAUGAUGUUGCUAAGGAGAUUGCAGCCUUGGCAAUGGAGCAGAACCAAGGUAACGAUGACAUCACAAAUGGUGAUGCAGAUGAAGAGAUUCCAGAACCAGUCAAAAAGACAAAGAAGAAAACAAGAAAAGGUGCUGCAGAUGCUGAUGACGAAAGCCCCGCUCCAGUUUCAGCGUUCGCCAUGUUGAAUAUUGAAGAUCCUGAAUCAGGACCAGGAAGUGAUGCUGACGACAGUCCAUCCGAAGCGCCAUCUAUAAAGGAAAAGGCAGCACCUGUGAAACAAGCCAAAAAGAGCAAGAAGGAUAAAAAGAAACAGAAACAGCAAGAACAAGAAGAUGAUCUUGAUGCCAUUCUAGCCGAAUUAGACAAACCUGUUGAAAAACCUAAAAGCAAAAAGGAUAAAAAGAAACAAGAGACUGAAGAAAAACAAAACAAUGAAACUGAUGUGAUUGAAAGUGAAACUAAAGUUGAUGACUCUGAACAUAAAGAGAAUGAUGAUAAUGAAACCAAAAUGAACGAUACGAGUGAUGUGGUUGAGGUGAAGGAACCUGAACCUGAAGAGGAUGUGGAUGGUGAUGAUAAGGAUGAUGAUGGAGAUGAAGGGGGGUUCAAAAUAAAAACUGCUGCUCAAAAGAAGAAAGAGAAGAAAGAGAGAGAAAAGAAGAAAAAAGCAGAGCAAAAAGCAAAGGAGGCCAGUAAGAAAUCUAAAGCAUCAACACCAGCAGAGGAAGCCAAAGUUGAGGAAGAAGCAAAACAAAUGACUCCUGAUGCAGAUGCUACAGCUACUGCUAAAGAGUCAACACCCACAGAAGAAGCUACUAAAGAGACCACUGCUGCCGAUGAUGAAGCUGCAGAAGGAGAAAAGGAUGAAGGUGGAGAAGAGGAGAGUAGCAGUAGUAAGAAGAAGAAAGACAAGAAGAAGAAAAAGAAGAAAGGGGAGGAAAAAGAAGAGAAGAAAAAACCUGGGAGAGGGCAGCUUGCAGCAAUGAAAGAAGCACUUCAAAGAGUUCGCGAAGAGGAGGAAAGACUCCAGCGAGAAGAGGAAGAGAGAAUUAAACGCGAAGAAGAGGAACUUGCUCGCAAGAUUGAAGAAGAAAAACAAGAAAAGGAACGAAAAGAGAGGAAAAAAUUGAAAGAGAAGGAGAAGAAAGAUCGUUUGAAAGCUGAAGGAAAAUUAUUGACGAAUAAACAGAAAGAAGCGCAGAGAAGAGCUCAGCAGAUGUUGGAGUCCAUGAAAGCCCAAGGCUUGGAGCUUCCCUCCAAAGAAGAUAUUCCCAAAAGAAAGCCAAUCUAUGGUAAGAAAAAGAAGCAGCCACAGCAAGUAAAGACAGAUGAAAAAAGCCCAUCUCCCACAGGAGACAUGGAGAGUAGUUCUGCUACAGAGACCCCCAAUGUUACACCUGCUCAAACACCUGUAGAAGAGAAAGAUAUCGCUGGUUCAUGGGAUCAGGAUGAGGAUGAGCCAUUGGACGAUUGGGAAAAGAUUGGGGAGGAGGAAACUAAAAAAGAAGAGCCAAAGGCUGUUACAGUAACAGUUGAACCAAAGAAGGAGAAAGUUGCCAUAGAAGCCAAGACAACAAAAACUGAAGAAGAUGAUGAUGAAGACGAGGAUAACUCUGAGGAGGAUUCAGAUGAUGAGGACUCAUCAGAUGAUGAAGAGAGUGACUCAUCUGAUGAAGAAGCUACUGCCAGGGAAAAAGCAAUCUCCAGGAUCAUGAAACGGCACACAGAUGCAGAGAAAAAGAGAACUACCGAUAAGCUACGAGCCCCAGUUGUAUGUGUGUUAGGCCAUGUAGACACAGGAAAAACUAAAAUAUUGGACAAGCUACGACGUACAAAUGUUCAAGAUGGAGAAGCGGGUGGUAUCACACAGCAGAUAGGAGCAACAAAUUGUCCCGCAUCUGCAAUCAAGGAGAAAACAUCCAUGUGUAAAGAGUUUGCCAAAAAAGAUCUGAAAAUACCAGGUUUGCUUAUAAUUGACACACCAGGCCACGAGUCUUUCAGCAACUUGCGGACACGUGGAUCUGGAUUGUGCGACAUUGCUAUCCUCGUAGUAGAUAUUAUGCAUGGCAUUGAACCUCAGACUAUUGAAUCUAUAGGACUACUAAAAUCACGGAAAACUCCUUUCAUAGUAGCCCUUAACAAGAUUGACAGGUUGUAUGGAUGGAAGCCUAACCCACAUUCUGAUGUUCAAAACUGCAUCAAGAAACAAGGGAAAAACACCAGGGAUGAAUUUGAAGAGAGAGUGGCAGAAGUUGUUGUACAAUUUGCAGAGCAGAGUCUGAAUGCGACAUUAUUUUACGAUAACAAAAACCCGAGAGAGUUUGUGUCGAUGGUGCCAACAUCAGCGCACUCUGGUGAUGGAAUGGGCAAUCUAGUUGCGUUAAUCUGUGAACUUUGUCAAUCGAUGCUUGCAAAGAAACUGUCAUAUUCUGAGGAACUUCAAGCCACAGUAAUGGAGGUUAAGGAAAUCUCUGGACUGGGUACAACAUUAGACGUAAUUCUUGUAAAUGGCAAUAUACGAGAAGGUGACACCAUCGUGGUAGCUGGCACCCAGGGACCUAUUGUGACGUCAAUAAGAGGAUGCUUACUUCCCCCUGCAAUGAAGGAACUGAGAGUCAAGAACCAGUAUGAACAUCAUAAAGAUGUUACAGCAGCUCAGGGUGUGAAAAUUAUAGCCAAAGAUCUUGAGAAAGCAGUAGCAGGAUUGCCUUUACAUGUUGCUCAUUUCCCCGAUGAAAUAGAAAUAUUUAAGGAAGAACUUGAUGUCAUGUUAGAAGACAUUUUGAAGUCAAUCAAGACGACAGAUCGUGGUGUGUUUGUGCAAGCAUCAACACUUGGCUCAUUAGAGGCCCUUCUAGAGUUCUUGCGUACUUCAAAGAUACCCUAUGCAGGCAUUAAUAUAGGGCCAAUUCACAAGAAGGAUGUCAUGAAGGCAUCUGUAAUGCUUGAGCAUGAUACACAAUAUGCUGUCAUCUUGGCAUUUGACAUCAAAGUAGAAAGAGAAGCUCAAGAAAUGGCGGACAAUCUCGGAGUGAAAAUAUUCACCGCUGACAUUAUAUACCACUUGUUUGAUAAAUUCAUGGCGUUCCGAGAGGAACUGAAAAACAAAAAGAGGGAAGAGUUGAAAUAUGUCGCUGUUUUUCCAUGCAAGCUCCGUGUGCUUCCUCAAUUUAUAUUUAACUCCAGGGACCCGAUUGUGUGUGGCAUAUCUAUCGAGGCAGGCUUUAUAAAGAUUGGGACCCCUCUGUGUGUCCCUAGUAGGGAGUUCACAACUUUGGGACGUAUCUCUAGUAUAGAACUAAACAAUAAGCCAAUAGAUAUCGCCAGGAAAGGGCAAGAGGUGUGUAUUAAAAUAGAGAACACAGGAGGCGGCACUCCACAAAUGUUCGGACGACACUUUGAUGAAACCGAUCUACUCGUGAGCAAAAUCAGCCGAGAAUCUAUAGACGCAGUGAAGGAUUACUUCAGGGAAGAUAUGCUUAAAACAGACUGGGUACUCAUUAAAGAAAUGAAAAAAUUAUUUGAAAUUUUAUAACAUAUUGAGUUAUAUGUGGUCCUGUUUAGACGUAAGGUCCACAUAAAAGAAUGCAUGGGCGUGUUGGAAUGCAUGGACAUCAAUGAAUUUGUAGUCCAUUUAGAAUGUAUGGACCCUUUACAAAGGUUGAAUUUCUGGAAAAAUUUGGAAAAUGAUAAAAAUGAUGUAUCUUUUCUUUCAUGGAUUCCUGCAGCAGCGCCCCUUCCCCCGAAACUCAAAUGUUGAACUGAUUUGCAAAUGGGGGACCAGAGGAUUUUGGCGCAAGGUUGAAUAUGUUAAAAGGUCAAAUCCAUGGUCUCUGUAAUGUUGUGGUCACAAUUGCUCCAAUUUUCAGAACUGGUGCCCCA
Molecule: messenger RNA, 4185 nt
Organism: Owenia fusiformis
Lineage: Eukaryota; Metazoa; Annelida; Polychaeta; Sabellida; Oweniidae
Source: the annotation of a GenBank genome assembly